Messenger RNA from Galleria mellonella (greater wax moth), 3896 nucleotides. RefSeq names its product condensin-2 complex subunit D3-like. The coding region runs from base 120 to 3761 and encodes 1213 amino acids. The record is from RefSeq and is a predicted model, not a curated record. Gene Ontology annotation, biological process: mitotic chromosome condensation; meiotic chromosome condensation. Gene Ontology annotation, cellular component: condensed chromosome, centromeric region. Lineage: Eukaryota; Metazoa; Arthropoda; Insecta; Lepidoptera; Pyralidae. The transcript has 21 exons. Gene Ontology annotation, molecular function: histone binding.
UGUAAUUUCUUAUUACUUAUCUAUAAAUGUUUUUGUUUAUUGUUUAUUAUUUUAUGAUACUAUUUUACAUGAAUUGGUCCAUUAUAUUAGGUAUAUAAUAAAUAAAUAAAUUACCAAAAAUGUUCAAAGUUAUCGAUGAAUUGAAUACAUUACAUUUAGAUUCUCUAAGUGAUGAAUGGGUGCAGGCAAGUUAUUAUUCAGAAUUUUUAGAAUUUGGUGAUAUCCCUUCAGAAUAUGAGAGUAUAUUAGAGUCUGUCGAUAUUAAAACUUUAUUUCAAAGCAUAAUAAAGUCAUUUGACGAUUGGCUUAAUACAACAAAUAGCGAAGAUGAAAAAUCAUGGGCUACUCUCUCUAACCAUGUCAUACAUGAAAAGUUACUUGCUAUUAUAGCUUAUUAUAUUGAUUAUGGUGGAAAAAAUAUACUAACUAAAGAAUACAGAAAUAAUGCAUUAUUAGCAUCUCGUUUAUAUUACAAACUCUUAUUAGUACCCGGAUAUAAAGCAUACCAUAUUUAUCAUUCUCAAUUAUUUGCUCAUUCUCUUGUUUGCCUUGGAUUUCCAAAAACUAUGUGUGAAAAUGAAGAUAGUUAUUAUAACUCAAAAGAGCUUACAAGAGAAGUAAAUUCGGUCAUAAGAGAACUACGGCACUUUGUUUUUGAUCUACAAGCUAUCAUUAAAACGCUACAAUUAAGCCCAAAUGAUAUGAACUUCGAGGAUAUACUGAGUAAUUUGGUUGAUAUAACUGGAGGUGCAAUUGUUAACAAACUUAAUGUGGAUAAAAUAGAACUAGCUAAUAUAUCUAGAGUAAUUUAUGAGAUGAUUGAUGUAUUAAUAUGUGAAGUCAAUGGUGACCCUAACAAAAAUGCAAUACAAUUGCUGUUCAAAUGUAUACUUCCAAAACUUAUUGCAGCAUCAGUGGACUGCAAGAAUGCUAAUAAUCUUGUAAGGGCAUCAUAUGUUACAUAUUCUGGAUUACUUCUUAGUAAAUAUGGAAAAUCAGCAUUAUCAGGAUACACUAUACUACUACAACACCUAUGCUAUACUUUAGAUGGAUUAGAGCGUGCAGAAGUUCGUUCAGCUCGUGUUUCUUUAGUAAUUGGCCUGAUGAGCUUACUUCCACAGAAAUCAUAUCGUAACAUUGUUAAGUGGUUGAUAAAACUGUCUACUACCGCAAAGGUUUCCCAUCGCCAUAUUGCAAUGGAAAUGCUGUCAAAACUAUUAAGUAAUGAACCUGAAGAAAACAAAUCAAAAGAAACUACAUCAGAAAAAGAAAUAUCAGAUAAUGCUUCACCACCUACCACUGAACAACAAUCUCAAACUGUGGCAACUGAUGUUGAAACACAGGAUAAACUCGAAGAUAAUACUGAGAACCAACAUGCAGCCUCUAUGUCGACUGAUGAUGAAAGUAGUCAAGAAUUACCAAUUACACAGAAAGGAAUUGAUGACCAUGAGAUGACGGAGGAGGAGGUGGAGGGGCUAUUGCAUGCCCGGGCGCAUACAGUUCCGCUGACAGAAGUACUGCGCGCUGUGUACGAGCGCGUCACCGACGUCUCCGGUACGCUGCGGACGCGAGCACUCGUGUUGCUCGCCGAAUGCAUCGCUAGCGACCGCCUUGCCAUACACCAAGCAGUCGAAGAGCUGAACGGUAAUGGUGCUGUGUCGCGGCUGAUGGCGGCCGGCGCUCGCUGCGUGUCGGACGAGCGCGCGGCAGUGCGUCGCGCUGCCGUCACGCUGCUGCAACGCCUGCUUGCGCGAUAUCCCAACCCGCCACCUACCGAUCUCGGGAUUCUUGUGAGUUUGUGCCGAGACGCAAGUAUCCUGGUGCGAUCGGCAGCAAUCACCGCCCUCGGAGAACUUGUCAUACAAUCUCCUAGCGACACUAUGAUUGAUGCAUUCCUCUCUGGACCCAUGCAUCAACUUUCAGACCCUGAAAAUAAGGUUCAAGAACAAGUGGUAACUUUACUUCAACAAAUACUACUUGAUCGUCUGCAAAAAUAUGAGACCACAGACGUGGAGGACCCGCUGCCUUGGAUGUUCCUCGCGGGGAUCACUCGCCACAACAUGCGGAGACAUCUUCAGAAGGCUUGCACACUGUUGGCCAAGAAUUCUAAUUCCAUCAAUCAUCGCCUGGUAGACAUGUUGAGCACACACCUGGGCGCAGCGUGCGACGACCGCGACCUGCAGUGUCUGGUGCUGCUCACGAGCAUCGCGCGCUUGGUUGACUACUCCGACAUCAGCUUUGUGCUCGACUACUAUUACAAACUAGCUGAUGACACGAAGAGUCGCGACGCGCGGCUGCUGCCGCUAGCGCUGGAGUUGGCAAGCGUGUGGGCACGCUGGGCCGCGGCCGCCGCCCGCGUCGCGCUGCGCCACCACCUGGUGCAGCGGCUCGCCAGCGGCGACGGCGAGGGUCAGUACCACACUACAGGAUGCCGCAUCGCGUGUGCCGCAUUAGCCGCGCAAUUAGAUCCUGACAAUUUACAGUGGGCUACUGAACUGAUGCAAUUAUCGGAACAACGUGCUCUAAGCGGUACGGGGGGCGGCGAAUUGGAGGAAUGGAUGCGGGCGGCGGACUUAUCGCUAGUUGCGCCGGUGCCGCCGUCGCCUGGCCUGCUGAAGCUCUUCCUUGAUGCCCUCACUGAUCCUCCACCAGAGUGGUGCGAGGCGCAGCGCGGCGCGUGCGUGGCGGGCGCGGGGCGGCUGUGCGUGCGGUCGCGCGAGGCCGCCGCCGCCGCCGCGCCGCGCCUGGCCGCGCUGCUGCACCACCCCGCCGCGCCGCUCGCCGCCAGGCUCAACGCGCUGCACGCGCUCACAGACAUAUGCACCAGGUACACGUGCAUCGUGGAGCCGCUGCUGGGCGCGGUGUGCGGCUGCGUGGAGGCGAGUGCGCCCGCGCCGCUGCGCCGCGCCGCCGCGCGCGCCCUCACGCGGCUGCUGCUCGCCGGCUUCCUGCGCCUGCGCACCCCGCUCUACUACCGAUACUGCGCGUUGCUCGCGGACGAGGACCACGACGUCCGCGAGCCGGCCGAAUACUACGUCACCAGUUGCCUCACCGCCGACGCUAUCUACCACCACUUCGUCGACUGCGUGUUACAUUAUAACAAAGAAGACAGUGCGGGCAUCUCGUUCGACGCGCGGCAACUCAUCUACGACGUGAUGCUGCAACGGCUGUCGCUGGUGCAGAAACUGAACGUGCAGUGCCGGCUGGCGCGCGAGGUGCUACAGCACGCGGCUGACUCGCUGGACGAGCACGACGACCUGCCGCCCGCGCUGCACGCCGCGCUGCUCGACGCCAUCACGCUGCUCUGCGGACCCAGGAUGAAGCUACCCAAGAAACCACAAAACACGGGGGAUGCUGAUAUUGAAGACCUCCAUGAACGAGUCACUACUAAUAUUGUUUCUCAUAAAAUGAAGCGCACGGUAGCGGAGGUGGUGGUGCCGGCGGUGCUGCAGCUGUACGCGCGCAUGGGGCCGCGCGGCGGACAGCUCGCCGUCUACCUCGUGCGCAUCGCCACCGACCUGCUCAACGACUACCGCCACGAGAUCGAGGAGUUAAUAGAAAACGACGAGGAAUUGGUGGAACGCGUGCAGCAAUUCCAGGAGACGAUCGGGCUGGCACCGCCCUUCGGGAAUACACGCAAUCUGGUGACGGCCUCGGCGCCGCCCGAGCCGGACACGCCGCGCGCGCCGCGCCGACGCCCACGCGUACCCGACGGCGGCGCCGCGCCGCGCUCUUACAAGAAACGAGCGUUGCGUAUCUAACGACCCUUGAGAUCUCGCUAAACCUUGUAUCAUCUGCCUAGGUGGAUAACGCAACAAAUUCAUUUUAUGUAGUUUUAAGAUAUACAAUUUAUCUCUUCGUUUUUUUUUUUUUGUAAUAAAAACAUAAGUAAUUAA